CUUAACAUAUUCCAAUUCAUGUUGUAGUUCAUCUAUAACGUUUUCAUACUCAUGAAGGAUAUUUCUAAAGUUGCUAAAAAUUAAAACAUCAGAAAACUGUCAAAAUAAGUAAGGUUACUUAACUCACCCGUCAAGAACGUUUUCCGCACUCAUUUAACAAUCUUUCUAUUGAAUUUGAAUUCAAAUCGUCAUUGUACCAUCCGAUGAAACACUGUCGCGAAAUUCCCUGUUCUCAGUAAAAUGUGACCAGGCAACAUGGCCCGUCGUGUCCUGGUGAAAAACAAAAUAAAUUUGAGGGAGUUUGGAUAAAAAACGUGACGACAGCGUUUUGUUUUGUUAUUGUUUGUAUUGCCAAGGCCUGCUGGUUUGUUGCGGCGACCGCAGCUGGCUGCGGUCGAUACGUUUGCGAGGGAAAUUCGAGAGUUUCCUGAGGUUUCAGGAUGCAGACUAAUUUAUACAAAAACAUUGAGAACGACCAGUGGCCUAUAGUGUACACAAAAAAAUACAACGUCUACUUCCUAGGUCUAGAAAAACUCCACCCCUUCGACGCCAAAAAAUGGGGCAACAUAUUCAAAUACCUCAAUGAAUAUGGAUUAGUAAAUAAAGAGACUGUCACAGUGCCAAACGAAGCAAGAAAAAAAGACUUAUUGCUAGUGCAUACUGAAAAAUACCUGAAAAGCCUGAAAAAUAGCUGCAGAGUCGCUUGUAUCGCUGAAGUUGUGCCUUUGAUAUUGGUGCCGAAUUAUUUUGUGCAGAAAGCGUACUUAAAACCGAUGAGGUACCAAACAGGAGGGUCAAUCUUGGCAGGUAAACUGGCAAUCGACCGCGGUUGGUCCAUAAACUUGGGAGGAGGGUUUCACCAUUGCUCGGCGGCCAAGGGAGGCGGGUUUUGCGCUUACGCCGAUAUAACACUAACCGUGAAGCACUUGUCCUUGUAUUUCCCGCAAGUUAAGAAAAUAAUGAUCGUUGAUUUGGAUGCUCACCAGGGAAACGGUUACGAGCGCGAUUUCAAGUUGAAUGAUCACGUGUACAUUAUGGAUGUUUACAAUAAGUUUGUUUACCCCAAGGAUAAGGUGGCUAAGGAUUCCAUAAGGAAAAAGGUUGAGUUGGCGUUGUUCGUGGAGGAUGAUGAGUACUUGAUAAAAGUAAAAAAAAACAUCAUUGAAGCCUUGGAUGAAUUCCACCCAAAUUUAGUAAUCUAUAAUGCAGGAACUGAUAUUUUAAAAGGAGAUCCUCUGGGGGGGUUGUCAGUAUCACCGGAGGGCAUUAUAAGUAGGGAUGAAAUAGUGUUUUCCAUUGUAAGAAAUAGAAACAUUCCGAUAGUUAUGUUGACUAGCGGUGGUUAUCAAAAAUGUACUGCAAAAAUUAUUGCCGAUUCAAUCAUUAAUCUUUAUAGUAAGGGGUUGAUUACUGGUCCAAAUGAAAGUUGUACCAAGUAAGUGCUUAAAUAUUUAAGUUGCUCUUAUCAUAUCGUAUUAAAGUUAAUUUAUCUGUUAUAAAAAGCUGUAAACUGUACUUAAUAAAAAAUGUAAAACAAGUAAUAUGUUUUUUUGAUUGAUUUGAUUGUGGCCUAAAUUGCUGGGCUUCGGCCCGAGCAAGGGUCAGGUCAGAUUGGACCUUUUGCCCUUCCUCAUAUGUGGAUAGUUAGAACUUUUAGAGAGAGAGAGGGACAGUGCUUUCGCACGGACUGGGAAAGGGUACAGGGUGUUUUUUGGAACCGCCAGCGGCCUAAAACGCUUAUUGUCUUUUUAUAUUGCAGGGGAAAGGGGACAAAAUGCCUAUAGAAGACAUGUGCCCCCUUCGUCUG
Molecule: messenger RNA, 1807 nt
Organism: Brassicogethes aeneus
Lineage: Eukaryota; Metazoa; Arthropoda; Insecta; Coleoptera; Nitidulidae
Source: the annotation of a GenBank genome assembly